Messenger RNA from Plenodomus lingam JN3, 678 nucleotides. RefSeq lists its product as uncharacterized. The record is from RefSeq and is a predicted model, not a curated record. NCBI's taxonomy places the organism in Eukaryota, Fungi, Ascomycota, Dothideomycetes, Pleosporales, Leptosphaeriaceae.
AUGUUCUCCUCCAACAGAUUACUUCUCUCGCUACUACUCACCUUGACAUCAACAACAACCGUCCUCGCCGCACCCACCAGGGACACCAGGGAACCCAGACUCGAAGACGUCCAAUGCCGCUGCCUAUCCUUUUCCACAACCGCAAAACCCACGCCUUGCACGUACCUAGAGUCCCGCACCCUCGACUGGCACUCCGCAUACGCAUUCGCCUCGGACAACGACAUGAGCAUCCACUUUGCCAGCAAAGCCACCAUCACAAAGGUCCUCUCCAUCCCAAAGCCGCUGCCCAGUACUGUCCUCUUGAGCAUCCAGGGCACCGAGGCCCACCACUCACAUGCUCGGAUCCAACCACACGCCGCCCAGCACCACCACCAGGCAGCAGAACCCCAGGAUCCAACCGCAAACAUGAAUAAAAUCCUCUGCGGCCUCGGCAACGAAAUUCACAAUCUCGGCGCCGACAUGGAGCUCUCGGAACCAGAGUUGCAUUAUGCCGGCGUGGUUGUGGCAUCUUUUAUGCUGUUCCUCAUUCUCUCCGUCGCAGCAGAGUACCUGUGGUCCACCCACUUCAGUCGUGGCGGCGCCAUCAAGCUCGAGGGCGAUGAGAAGAAUCUCUCAGCCAUGAACGAGCACGUGACACCGCACCAGUCUUGGAUUUCUCCUGAACAAGAGACAUCUUGA